AUGAGAGUCAUCUUGUCCAAAUUUGACGAUGCUAGUAGUAAGGAUGACUUCAUUAUGUUACCAAAUAAACUUGAGAAGAGAGCUUUGCAUGAAGCUAUUCUGAGCAAAUAUCUUGAGGGGCUAAAUUUCCUUUUAAGUGAACAAAGUGAAAGUACUCAGCCACUCUAUCGAGACACUAACCCACCUGAAUCACCAAUAUAUGUGGCUACACAGGUGAGGGAUGUGAGAAUUCUUCAUCGUCUUUUGCAGAUUCUGUUUCCCUCAGGUCGGGUCAUUCAUAAGAGCCGUGGUAACUCUCCACUUCAUGCUUCCAUAUCAGAAAGCAAUAUUGCAUAUAUUGGUUAUGUGGAAGGUGUUCGUGAACUUCUAAACAAAUCUAAUCUUGUUGCGUUUCAACGAAACUUAAAUGGCGAUCUUCCGAUUCACAUUGCUUGCCAAAGUAGCCGUGUUCAGGUGGCUAAACAACUGCUUCACGUAAAAUGUCCUUAUACCAGAUUCUGGCUCAAUAAUAAAGGUCAAAACAUUCUACACAUCGCAGCAGAGAAUGGACAAAACAAAAUGGUAAGGUUCCUAUUAAAACACUCAAAUAUCCAUCCUGAAAAUAUGAAUGAGAAAGACAUAGAUGGAGAUGCGCCAUUGCAUUUGGCUUCAAGAAAACUGUAUCUUUGGACGCUACUCCAUCUAUCACGAGAUAAAAGGACAGAUGCGAACCUUGGAAGCGACAAAGGCUUAAACGCUAGAGAUAUUGUUCUGAUGCAGGCUAAACAUCCAAUGACACAUCAAGAGUUUCGAGCAAGUAUGAUAUUAAGAACAGCAGGUGUCCCCCUCAAAAAGGAUAUGUUGGGAGUACAACGCGUAGCCAAUGCAGAAUGGAAUGUUAAGGAUGCAGCCAACACACUCAUCCUUGUGGCUGUACUUAUAGCAACAGUGACAUUUGCAACUAGUUUCACAGUACCAGGUGGGGUUUACUCUUCUGAUGAUCCAAUGCCUAAAACAGAGGCAUGGCAGUGUUGGCUGAUAAAAAAUUAUUCAAAGCUUUUUGUGCACUUGGCUCUUGGAAAGAUGCUGGUGGCAUUUAUGGCUGCCAUAUAUUUGGUUGUGAGCAAUAACGCUUCGCUUGGAGAUCUUGUAAAAGUCAUUUCAUUCAUCUUCAUUUCCUUCAUCCUACUUCUUUUCCUUUUAGGAUAUUUCCCUCUUGGAAAUCGCAUUCCGCUUCUUCGUCAGAUUGGAGAACCUAUUUUUUUGAUUGGUCUUAUUUAUUUUAUGGACCUACGGAUAGGCCUGUUGAAGCUCGUGAUGUCGACCAAUUGA
Messenger RNA from Prosopis cineraria, 1311 nucleotides. Its product is annotated as protein ACCELERATED CELL DEATH 6-like. The transcript has 4 exons. Gene Ontology annotation, cellular component: plasma membrane. The record is from RefSeq and is a predicted model, not a curated record. The coding region runs from base 1 to 1311 and encodes 436 amino acids. Gene Ontology annotation, molecular function: protein phosphatase 1 binding; protein phosphatase regulator activity. Lineage: Eukaryota; Viridiplantae; Streptophyta; Magnoliopsida; Fabales; Fabaceae.